Messenger RNA from Electrophorus electricus (electric eel), 2471 nucleotides. Its product is annotated as solute carrier organic anion transporter family member 1C1-like. Lineage: Eukaryota; Metazoa; Chordata; Actinopteri; Gymnotiformes; Gymnotidae. The record is from RefSeq and is a predicted model, not a curated record. Gene Ontology annotation, biological process: sodium-independent organic anion transport; transmembrane transport. Gene Ontology annotation, cellular component: basolateral plasma membrane. Gene Ontology annotation, molecular function: protein binding.
AUGACUUUGGAGGCCAGGCCAGAGGGCUUCAGUGAGCCUGCUCCAUUGGACAAAACGGCUUGUGACCCCAAAGCCAGCUGCGUAGUCACGUGCUGUUCACCCAGUCUAAAGAUGUUCAUCGGUGUUCUUGCCUUCUCCUUUUUGUCGAAAUCCCUGAGUGGAAGUUACACCAAAAGCACCAUCACUCAGAUCGAGAGGCGGUUUGAGAUCUCUAGCUCUGUUGUCGGCACCAUCGAUGGCAGCUUUGAAAUGGGUAACCUGCUGGUGAUCACCUUCGUGAGCUACUUCGGCGCGAAGUUCCACCGGCCCAGGAUCAUCGGAGCGGGCCUGCUCCUGAUGGGCAUGGGUACUUUGCUCAUGGCUCUGCCUCACUUCCUCAUGGGCCGAUAUAACUAUGAGACAGUUGCCUCUUAUUCUAAAGAUGCUGACAAUUUCACAGUGACUUCCCCAUGCUCGUCUACCAGUCAAAAUGUUAUGCAACAGCAUCUUCCUGGGUGUCGGGAGGGUGAGGAAAACGGCUCUCCUACGUGGAUUCUUGUCAUGUUCGGCAACGUCAUCCGUGGGAUAGGAGAAGCCACAGUUGGCCCUCUCGGUGUGUCCUUCAUCGAUGACUUUGCCAGACCAGAGAACUCUGCUUUCUACAUUGGAUGCCUCCACACCAUUGCAGUGAUCGGGCCGCUGCUUGGCUACUCACUUGGCUCUAUUUGCGCAAAUAUCUAUGUGGACUUUGGUUUUGUGAACCUUGAUAAUGUGGCCAUCACUCCUCAGGACUCCCGCUGGGUAGGUGCCUGGUGGUUGGGCUUCAUAGUAGCUGGCAUUCUUUCGCUGCUCUCUGCAGUGCCUUUCUGGUUCCUGCCUAGAGCCUUACCUGAAGCUGGCCAGGCGGUGGGGCCAGGGGCCCACUCGCAGCAGCUGCAUCACUCCUGUACGGAGGAAGGCCCGGUCAGCUUUUCGGAGGUAGCAAAGGAUUUUGUGCCAUCACUGAAGCGGCUGCUGUCCAAUAGGAUCUACAUCCUCUAUUUGAUCUCCCAUGUUGCCAUAUUCAAUGCGUUUGUCAUUAUUGUCACGUAUACACCAAAGUACGUUGAACAGCACUUCGGACAAAGUGCAUCCAGGGCCAAUGUCCUUUUAGGGGUGACCACCAUUCCUGCCACAUGUGUGGGCAUCUUCCUGAGUGGCUUGAUCAUGAAGCGGUUCAAGCUGGGCAUGCUGGGUGCUGCCAGGCUGGGCUUGCUCACCUCUGUCGCUGGCUUUCUCUGCAGCAUGCCAUACUUCGCCCUCAGCUGCCCCAACACCGACAUGGCUGGCAUCACCGUGCCUUACCAAGGACCUGUGCACAUGAGGGAGGUGGAGGGUGGUGUGCUGUCCUCCUGCAAUACAGAGUGUGGCUGUCCCAUGAACCAAUGGGACCCCGUGUGUGGCCAGAAUGGGGUGUCCUAUGUUUCGGCCUGCUACGCUGGCUGCAAUUCCACCCAUGGGUUGGGCAGGAACAUGACCUUCCAUGGUUGCAGGUGUGUGCAGACCUGGGGAAUGAGUGAUGGCAACUCCUCGGCAGUGCUGGGCCAGUGCCCGCGACACAGCAGCUGCUCCAGAAUGUUUUACGUCUACCUGGUGCUGCAAGCGCUCAGCUUCUUCUUCUACUGCCUGGGCAGCGUGUGCACCUUCAUCAUUUGCCUGAGGAGUGUACAGCCAGAGCUGAAGUCCCUGUCCACAGGUGUAUUUAUGCUGGUACUCAGAGUCUUGGGAGGGAUUCCUGCCCCCAUCUAUUUCGGGGCUCUGAUCGAUUCCACCUGCCUUAAAUGGGGAACUCGGCGGUGCGGAGGAAGAGGGGCAUGUAGGAUGUACGACACGCAGACCUUCCGGUUCCUGUUCCUGGGUUUGAUCAGCUGCCUGCGGCUGUGUGGCUACGCCGUCUUCUGGCUGAUGGUUGUCAGCAUAAAGGCAAAGGUACAGCGAGAGCAGCGUGCCACCGCUGAGGUGGAACUUGAGAAGGGCGUGGGGGCCGCCGUGGAGGCUGGCGCCCUGCUCAAAGACAGCUUGGCCACGGAGAAAUGUGGCGCUCUGAAGCCGGUGACGGAGUCGGUGUGACAACGCAACUUUACGGUCACCGAGAUUUAAAAUAUGAGAGGAGUAAGGGUUGGCAUGGGUGUCGUCAUGGGUAAAAGCCAGCACUGAUGAUUUGACUAACUGUGCAAUACAGAGUUAUAAUUUAAAAUGCAAGGGUGGACAUUAUGUGCAACAUUAUUUUAUUACAUUGACUUUUAUUGUUUAGAAGGACAGUCCAGUUGUUUCAUUUUAUGUCUGUGCUGUAAAAUCCAUUUGUUUGGUAUAAUUCUCUUCUAUUUUAGGCCUUUCUUUUAGCUUCAUAUGUGAUAUUUUUACUGCUAACAAAGCUCUAAUCUCUAAUUUGUCAUGUGUAAUACUAUCACAGAUGCAUAUUCCCAUUGUAUGUAUGAUGUAAUCUACAUAUA